AUGGCCAGCAGAGAAACCAUGGUGACCUCAGAAACCUCAGCAGCACCUAUUCCUCUCACAGCACUGUCACGCUGGUACCUUUACGCCAUUCAUGGCUACUUCUGUGAAGUAAUGUUUACUGCAGCCUGGGACUUUGUGGUUCACUGCAACUGGAAGUUUCCUGGCGUCACCAGCGUGUGGGCGCUCUUCAUCUACGGCACCUGCAUCAUCAUUGUGGAGCAGAUGUACCUGAAGCUGCGUGGCUGCUGCCCCGUUCUGCUGCGCUGUAGUAUCUACACGUUGUGGACUUACUUGUGGGAGUUUGGCACAGGUCUGCUUCUGCGCCAGUUCAACGCCUGCCCCUGGGACUACUCCGAGUUCCGCUACAACUUCAUGGGGUUGAUCACAGCCGAGUACGCCGUGCCAUGGUUCUGCGCGUCCUUCAUUGUGGAACGCUUCGUUAUCCACAAAACCCUGCGGCUGCGCUUCCACGAGGGGCCUGAAGACGGUUGGUCAAGCCAUCAGUCGGAUGCUCGCGUUGCUGGAGGAGGUUUGACAAGUAGCAGGCAAACAGAACAGAGAAGAGGAGUUGGAAGUAAAGCAAAUGGAUAUCUUAAGGUGGAAUGAGUUGAGGAGCAGUCUCUGUCACUGCCAUACCUCCUUAACCCUCCUCUGGCACUAUUCAUAUGCAGCCCACCAUGCUCAGUGU
This is a messenger RNA of Nematolebias whitei (Rio pearlfish), 688 nucleotides long. It is a transcript of the gene tmem229b, whose product is annotated as transmembrane protein 229B. Bases 1 to 606 code for a protein of 201 amino acids. The record is from RefSeq and is a predicted model, not a curated record. The transcript has a single exon. NCBI's taxonomy places the organism in Eukaryota, Metazoa, Chordata, Actinopteri, Cyprinodontiformes, Rivulidae.